GUUUCAGCCUUUCAGGUGUCCACGUUUUCCCCCUGUCCCUCUCUGAAGCCCUAAUUGCUGAAGAUCAACCCCAGCCCCCAACGCUAUCUCCUCUCUCGACUCCCUUUCUCAGUUUCUCGUCACUCUCUCCCACGAGCUCAAGCUCUCGUCAGCUCGUCUCAUCUCCGGUCUCUCACCUCUCGUCUCCGGUCUGUCAAGCUCUCGUCAGCUCAAGCCCUCCCUUCCCUGCGCUCGCUUCGCCGGCGGCAGAAGCAGACGGAACCGCAUCUGGUCCCUCGGGUGGUGGUGGUCGUCGUCUUCUUGCUUCUUACGGGCUCUGUCUCGCACCUGGUCUCGAUCUCUCCCUUCCCUGCGCUAUUCGUCGCCGGUAGCAGAGGCAACAGAUCCCGGUGGGCUGGUCUUCGUUGUGGGUCUUCUUGCUUCGAGCCUUGCCGUCAGCUUCUCCCUCGUCAUCAGGUUCUCCUUCGCCGUCAGCUCCCUUCGCCCAACCGGAUUUGCCUGAAGGCAUACCUGAAUCUCUCUGACCUUCUUGUCGCCGUCAAGACUCAAGAUCUCACGCCAUCUCGCCGAGCUCUGUUGAUAUCUCUAUUACAGCGUUGCUUGCCGUCAUCUGCCACUUCCUCCAUCCAGAGAGUUGAGAAUGAGUUCGUUGAGCAGUGCGGUGCGAGAUCUUCAACGCGAAUUAGAGAACAAAACCAAUGAUCUCUCCAAGCUUCAAAAGGAUAUUGCAAAGAAUCACCAAGUUAGAAAGAAGUACACUGUCCAACUUGGAGAGAACGAAUUGGUCCUUAAGGAAUUGGAUUUAUUGAACGAAGAUGCAAAUGUUUACAAGUUGAUUGGUCCAGUGCUGGUUAAGCAAGAUUUGGCUGAGGCCAACUCUAAUGUCCGCAAGAGAAUCGAAUACAUCACUGCUGAAUUGAAGCGUCUCGAUGCAACUGUUCAAGAUUUGGAAGAGAAGCAGAAUAGCAAGAAAGAUGCGAUACUAAAAUUGCAACAGAGAAUUCAGUCCCUUCAGACUUCGAAAGCCAAGGCAUAAUCCUCGCCGACAGAUUGUUUUAGCGUUGUAAUAAUUUUACUCUGCUAGGGUUGUAUGUGCUUUUGUGACUCUUGUUUUGGACUGAAGUUGCAUUUUAGGGGUGUUUUAUAAAUCCUUUUGAAGUGCUAUUGUUAAUACGAUAUUCAUAUCUUUGUUACUACGAGAAAAAAGUUCCAACCAAUCUAUACAAUUGUGAUCAUCACAAUAGAAGAAACAUCAAUGCUGACUUAGUAAGGUUGUUGAUCGUCGAUGAUUGGAUUGAACUGGCUGGUUUGACAAAAAAUCGACAGUCUGUUCUGUUUGAUUUUCUGUCAGGACCAGAUUUUUCUAAUCUGGUUCAUGGUUUCUCUUGGGGGAGUGAUCGAACUUCAAGAAAUAAUAAUGGUCUUAUCAA
Molecule: messenger RNA, 1430 nt
Organism: Arachis duranensis
Lineage: Eukaryota; Viridiplantae; Streptophyta; Magnoliopsida; Fabales; Fabaceae
Product: prefoldin subunit 6
Exons: 7
Coding region: 641-1036 (131 amino acids)
Biological process (GO): protein folding; chaperone-mediated protein complex assembly
Cellular component (GO): cytoplasm; prefoldin complex
Molecular function (GO): protein-folding chaperone binding
Source: RefSeq, a predicted model, not a curated record